Molecule: messenger RNA, 2958 nt
Organism: Camelina sativa (false flax)
Lineage: Eukaryota; Viridiplantae; Streptophyta; Magnoliopsida; Brassicales; Brassicaceae
Product: putative U-box domain-containing protein 53
Biological process (GO): protein phosphorylation; protein ubiquitination
Molecular function (GO): protein kinase activity; ubiquitin-protein transferase activity; ATP binding
Source: RefSeq, a predicted model, not a curated record
CGAACUUUUUGUGUUUCUUCCAUCAAUCAAUACCUCUGUGUGUGUGAGUUUUUGAGAUUCCAUCAUUUUUUCAAUUUGACAACAUGUCAAAUUGAGAAAGAAAGCCUUUUUCUUCUUCUGUCAGAGUUUAAAGUUACAUCUUUUAUAUAUCAGGUUGCUUGGAGGAAAGAUAAGCAAUGACCUUGCAAACCAUCUUUGCGCAGAGCUGGCCCUGACGUUUUAGAGCCUCCACAAGCCGGUGCUUGGACUAAUUCUAAGAAAUAUAUAGGAAGAAAUGGACUAUUUUUUCAAAAAAACAAUUCUGGAUACCAAGCCGGUGCCUGACCCUAAGAAGGAUAGCUCUGAUCUUGCAUCUCCUUCUCAAUCGCUGACCAUUGCUAUAGCUAUUAGUGGGAGCAAUAAAAGCAAGAAUGUAGUUAAGUGGGCGCUCAAAAAGUUUGGUUCUGACAAAAAUGUCGUUUUCAAGCUGAUUCAUAUCCAUCCGAAGAUUACUUCUCUACCUACACCUACGGGAGAAAUGGUUUCUGUAUCCGAGGCACCAGAGGAUGUGGCGGCUACUUAUAGACGACAAGUGAUGCAGGAGACAAAAGACACUCUUCUUAAACCUUUCAAGAAAAUGUGCGAGCGUAAAAAGGUUGCAGUGGAACUUCAAGUGCUCGAAUCAAAUAGUGUUGCAGUGGCAAUAACCAGAGAGGUUAAUGAGCAUUUGAUCAGCAUUCUUGUCAUUGGACGUUCAUCUCAUGGUGCCAUGUCGAGGAAUCAUAAUAUUACCGAGAAGUUGUCAGCCUUUGUGUCAAACCUUUGCACAGUCUAUGUUGUCUCAAAAGGAGUCUAUAUUCUUUCAAAAGAUAAAUUAUCUUCAGACACGGAGAGGAAUGAAACUUUACUAGAUUCUAGUAAUGAGAGAACGGAGGAUUCCUCCAGCUGUUCUUCUGGUUCAGGACCCUCAGAUGUAAUGUCAAAUGCACUCAAAUCUAACCCACAUGCUCUGUCCAAGAAGAGAUUACAACAUCUCCCGACAAUAGUAAGAGGGGUUACUGUUCAUAUGGAAACUAGUUCUGCUGAUUCGGAUGAAACUAGAAGUAUGUCAUCGGAUCCUGCCGAGGAAGUAAGCAAGAGAAGCAGCCCUGAAACAUCACGCACUGUUUCUUGGAAUCCUCGAUAUAGAGAUUUUGAUGAGAGAAAAGAUGCUAUGAGUUCUAUGUCUGUGUAUGAACAUGGAAAUGUUACUCAAGGUGGAGAUUAUUUCACAGACAACGAGGACACUCUCAAAGAAAUUACAAAGUUGAGAGCUGAGCUUAGACAGGCUCAUGAAAUGUAUGCAGAGGCUCAAGUAGAAACGUUGGAUGCUUCUCGCAAGCUAAAUGAGCUUAAGUUUGAAGAGCUAACGCUAAUGGAACACAAAACUAAGGGGUUAGCAGGAAAGGAAACACAUAACUUUGAGCAGAAGAGAAGGGAAGAGAGAGAAGCUGCACAGAGAAGAGAAGCCGAGAUAAAGGCGAACCGUGAAGCCAAAGAGAAGGAGAAGCUAGCAGAAAGUUCCGUUGCAGCUCCUAAGCUGCAAUACCAAGAGUUCACUUGGGAAGAAAUCAUAACCGCCACUUCAUCAUUCUCUGAAGAUCUAAAGAUCGGUAUGGGAGCUUACGGGGCUGUUUACAAAUGCAGUCUGCAUCAUACAACUGCUGCUGUCAAAGUUUUGCAUUCCGCUGAAAGCAGUCUGUCCAAACAAUUUGAUCAAGAGCUCGAAAUCUUGAGCAAGAUCAGGCACCCACACUUGGUUCUCCUUUUAGGAGCAUGUCCUGAACACGGUGCGCUAGUCUAUGAGUACAUGGAAAAUGGUAGCUUGGAAGAUAGACUGUUUCAAGUGAACAACAGUCAACCAAUACCGUGGUUUGUGCGAUUCAGAAUCGCUUGGGAAGUCGCAUCAGCGCUUGUUUUCCUACACAAAUCAAAACCGACACCAAUCAUCCACCGAGAUCUUAAACCGGCCAACAUCUUGCUUGAUCACAACUUUGUCAGCAAAGUAGGAGACGUUGGUCUGUCCACAAUGAUCCAAGUUGAUCCAUUGUUAACUCAAUUCACAAUGUACAAACAGACAAGCCCUGUUGGAACCUUAUGCUAUAUCGAUCCCGAAUAUCAAAGAACAGGAAGGAUAUCUCCAAAAUCAGACGUCUAUGCUUUUGGAAUGAUCAUUCUUCAGCUUCUUACCGCUCAACCGGCUAUGGCACUGACAUAUACAGUAGAAAUAGCCAUGGAGAACAACGACGACGAUGAGUUAAUACAGCUUCUUGAUAAAAAAGCGGGUAACUGGCCAAUAGAAGAGACACGGAAACUAGCCGCUUUAGCUCUCUAUUGUACAGAGCUUCGUUCUAAAGACAGGCCUGAUUUGGAAGAUCAGGUUCUUCCAGUAUUGGAGAGCUUGAAGAAAGUAGCUGCUAAAGCAAAAAACUCGUUCUUCGCUGCCCCGAGUCAACCUCCAAGCCAUUUCAUCUGCCCAUUACUUAAGGAUGUGAUGAAGGAUCCAUGUAUUGCGGCUGAUGGGUACAGUUAUGACCGGAAAGCUAUAGUGGAGUGGAUGGAGAACCACAGGACGUCGCCGGUGACUAAUUCGCCGUUACAAAACGUGAACCUUUUGCCCAAUCACACUCUUUACGCAGCCAUCGUUGAAUGGAGAAAUAGAAAUCAGUAAGGCAGCAACACAAAAAGAACCCGCGCUCCGUUUUGGUGCUCUCUUUGAAACUGCGUAGCGUUUUUUCACCCGAUAGAAACGGCGAGAUGUUCUCACAGGCGUUUUUGUUAUUUUGGUAAGGUUUAUUUAUCUUUUCGUUUGCUCUCUAUUGGGCUAUCAAUGUAUACCAUUUGGAUUUUUUUUAAAAAAAUAUUUAUUCUUACUUUGUGGAUUUGGUUGAAAUGUAUAGAAUUGCAUACCAUUAUAUGUAAUUUGGAAUGAACCGAUUG